AUGGAGGAAGUUUCUGGCCAAGCCUGUUCUGCUGAAGACCCAGAGUUGAAACUUCAGGAUUCACCCUGUGCAGAUACAGUGCCAGUAGCACAUGGAAAAGGAAAGCUGAAACCCAGGGUGUAUCCAUCACAAACUAGCUCCGGAAAGAAGUCCUGUCCUGUACAAGAAAUGGUUCCUGUUCAGAAGGCUAAUGCAAAUCAGGCUAAAACUAUGGGGGGCAGCAUCCCACAACCGCGGGCCAGCUCCAAGUCUUCCAACAGCAGGUCUUGCCAGACUCGAACCAGGAGCAUUCCUACAUCUGCGCUUGCAACCAAACUCCCUGUGCCUGUGCUAAGAUCCAUUCCCAAAACAAACAGUCCUGUCACUGAUUCAGGAAGCUUCUACAUGUCGGCAGACACUCCCUUCUGGUACCUUUCAGAGCAGCAGGUCACAAGUGACCAAGAAGGCAGUCUCCAGUUCUUCUCGAGGCCUGGGCACGUGGUUGCUGUUGAGGCUCCCCCGCCCAACUGGAUCGAUCAGAAAAAUAUUCCAGACUUGCAACAGUUCCAGACUGGGAAACGAAGCAUGAAAAUCCCUGAAGACUUGGAGGUGGUCAAGUUUGUGUUUCUGUCCAUUGUACAAUGA
This is a messenger RNA of Gekko japonicus, 624 nucleotides long. RefSeq lists its product as uncharacterized. The transcript has 5 exons. NCBI's taxonomy places the organism in Eukaryota, Metazoa, Chordata, Lepidosauria, Squamata, Gekkonidae. The record is from RefSeq and is a predicted model, not a curated record. The coding region runs from base 1 to 624 and encodes 207 amino acids.